AUGCCAUUGCCGCCUUCAACGCUGCCCAAGUGGAAGGUGAAUGAGCGCCGAGCUCAGCGAAAUGGCACGCUCGGACAAAUCACCUUUCCCAAUGGCGACACCUACAAGGGCGAAUGGCGUGACGAUCAGAUGCAUGGCAAGGGCUGCUACACCAGUCGGGAGCACGGGUUUGUCUACGAAGGGGACUUUAUGGACGGCCGCCAGGAAGGCUAUGGUGUCUACAGUAUUUUCAUGAGCAACGGCAAGCUUCGAAAGCAAUACCUCGGCAAUUGGGAAGCAGGACUGCAACACGGGCAAGGGUCCUUCUUCUUCAACGACGAAGGCACGGAAAAGUACGAAGGCGAAUGGCGGGAAGGCAACCGCGAAGGCUGGGGUCGCAUGUACUACGAGGACGGCAGCAUUUAUGAGGGCGAAUGGCUUGAUGACAUGCGCCAUGGCCUGGGCCUGCUUCUCCUCAAGGAUGGCAAUCGCUACGAGGGACAAUGGGCCGAGGAUCUGAAAGAGGGUGAGGGCAGCUAUUUUUACGUGACCAAGCGACGGUGCUUCAAGGGCACUUGGCACAAGGGCAACACCAAAUGCGGCGAGUACUUUGAGCUCGACAGUGCCGCGGGCCAGCGCUUUCCUAUACCCGAGCUUAAGCUCGCCAAUCCCAACGCCGUGCUUGAUGCCGCCAGUCGGCCAUAG
Molecule: messenger RNA, 684 nt
Organism: Monosiga brevicollis MX1
Lineage: Eukaryota; Choanoflagellata; Craspedida; Salpingoecidae
Exons: 5
Coding region: 1-684 (227 amino acids)
Source: RefSeq, a predicted model, not a curated record